AUGGCAGCAUCGACAGUUCCCAUUAUUGACUUCUCGGCAUAUAAUCUAAAUAGAAAUACGCCUGAUGCCGAGACUUACCAAAAGCUCAUAGAUGAUGUUCAUCAUGGUUUCACUACCGCUGGAUGUGUUUAUUUUAUAAAUCAUGGCAUUCCGGAACUUGCGAUUGACAACGCAUUUCAGCAAUCAGUGAAAUUCUUCACUUUACCAACAGAGACGAAGGUGAAGUAUUCGAGACCUGAUAAUAGUAACCAUGGUUAUGUUGCAAUUGGCUGUGAAUCUCUUUCCGCCGAUAGACCUGGAGAUUAUAAGGAAUCAUUCAAUUAUAUACCUUUGGAGGGAGACGCAAACACAAGGAUAUUUCCGAAUGAAGAGGUACCAAAGUUCUCCCAAGCAUUGACUACUCUGUACCAGAAAUGCAUACAGUUAAUCAACCGCAUAUUAGAAGUCAUUGGACGGGGACUGCCAAUAGAGGAUCCUCUUUUGUUCGAAAAAGCUCAUGAAGGGCUUAACAGUGAAGCCAAUAUGUCAACAUUGAGAACUGUAUGGUAUCCGCCAAUCCAAGACGAUGACCUCAAAACCGAUCAGAUACGAUGUGGUGAACAUUCGGACUAUGGUUCAAUUACUCUGGUAUUCCAAGAUGACAAAGGAGGGUUACAGAUGGCGUGUGAAGAUGGUAGCUUUAUGGACGUCAAACCAGAAAAAGGGGGUGUUUUUGUGAAUCUGGGAUACUUAAUGGAGAGAUGGACAUCUGACACAUUGAAAGCAAGGGUGCAGAGAGUUGUAAACCCAGAAUCCAGUGAUUUAAAAAAACAAGCUUGUCAGUCACUUAUUUGUUUUGUUGCCCCAGAUAAAGCAUGUAUCAUCAAGUGUGUGGAUGGGAGCAACAAGUAUCCUCCAAUCACCAGCAUGGAUUUCCUCAACAUGAAAUUCGGUGAAAUCUAUCAAAAUUUUCAGGCCGAUUAA
This is a messenger RNA of Saccoglossus kowalevskii, 963 nucleotides long. RefSeq lists its product as uncharacterized. Lineage: Eukaryota; Metazoa; Hemichordata; Enteropneusta; Harrimaniidae. The record is from RefSeq and is a predicted model, not a curated record.